AUGCAGCGGCAUUGGUUUAUCCUUCUCGCCCUCCUGCCCCUCGUCUCCCUGGCUGGCUCACUGGGCUUCGUGCCGGUGAACCAGCUGCGCCCCGCCCGCCCCAUGCAGUUCGACGAGUCCCUGCACGUCAAAUUCAGGAAGAUCAAGAAGGACAGGGGGUACCAGCAGCACCUCUACGCGUGCCACGACGACAAGGACUGCGGCCCAGGGCUGGUGUGCAGGACGCACACCUACGGAAGGAUAUACCCGCAAUGGAAAGACAAGUUUGGGACGAGCUGGGACAAGGAGACCGCGUUGCUAGGGACACCGCUUUGA
Molecule: messenger RNA, 315 nt
Organism: Guillardia theta CCMP2712
Lineage: Eukaryota; Cryptophyceae; Pyrenomonadales; Geminigeraceae
Exons: 2
Coding region: 1-315 (104 amino acids)
Source: RefSeq, a predicted model, not a curated record